UCACUUCAGCUUCUUCACCCCUUGGACUUGAGAGUCAUCACGGAGAAAUGGACAGCCGCAACGUCGUCAUUUGCGACAAUGGCACUGGUUAUGUCAAGUGUGGCUUUGCAGGUGAGAAUUUUCCCACAUCAGUAUUUCCCUGCGUUCUUGGAAGGCCAAUGCUAAGAUAUGAAGAAUCCCUCAUGGAACAAGAAGUCAAGGACAUUGUUGUUGGGGAUGCUUGUUUGAAACUGAGGCAUCAGCUGGAUAUUUCCUAUCCUGUCAACAAUGGGAUAGUGCAAAAUUGGGAUGAUAUGGGCCAUGUAUGGGAUCAUGCCUUUUUUAAUGAACUGAAGGUAGACCCAACAGAGUGUAAGAUCUUGCUCACUGAUCCUCCUUUGAACCCAUCCAAGAAUCGUGAAAAGAUGGUUGAGACCAUGUUUGAGAAGUACAACUUCGCUGGUGUCUUCAUACAAGUUCAAGCUGUUUUAACAUUGUAUGCUCAAGGUUUGCUUACAGGAUUAGUUAUUGACUCUGGUGACGGUGUUACGCAUGUGGUUCCAGUUGUGGAUGGAUACUCAUUCCCUCAUCUCACAAAAAGAAUGAAUGUGGCUGGACGCCAUAUUACAUCAUAUCUCGUAGAUUUGCUUCAACGAAGAGGGUAUGCAAUGAAUAGAAGUGCUGACUUUGAGACAGUUAGGAAUAUUAAAGAGAAAUUAUGCUACAUAAGUUAUGAUUAUAAAAGGGAAUAUCAAUUGGGACUUGAGACAACCAUCCUUGUUAAGAAUUAUACACUACCUGAUGGAAGGGUGAUUAAAGUUGGGACUGAGAGAUUCCAGGCAUCUGAGGCUCUUUUCACUCCGGAACUGAUUGACGUUGAAGGUGAUGGAAUGGCUGACAUGGUGUUUCGCUGCAUUCAGGAAAUGGAUAUUGACAACCGCAUGAUGCUAUACCAGCAUAUUGUUUUGAGUGGAGGAAGUACAAUGUAUCCUGGGUUACCGAGUCGCUUGGAGAAAGAAAUUUUAGAUCGCUAUGUUGAUGUUGUUCUGAAGGGAAACAAAGAUGGAUUAAAGAAACUGCGGUUGCGGAUAGAGGAUCCACCACGAAGAAAGCAUAUGGUAUACCUCGGAGGAGCAGUACUUGCAGGAAUUAUGAAGGAUGCACCUGAGUUUUGGAUUAGCAGGCAAGAUUUUUUAGAAGGAGGAGUUGCGUGUUUAAGCAAGUGUGGCCAGGCAUGAGUUCAUCUGGCAGAAGUUGUAAAAGGCAGAAGAUCUAGAACAGGGUUGCAGU
Molecule: messenger RNA, 1269 nt
Organism: Coffea arabica (coffee)
Lineage: Eukaryota; Viridiplantae; Streptophyta; Magnoliopsida; Gentianales; Rubiaceae
Product: actin-related protein 2-like
Source: RefSeq, a predicted model, not a curated record